Messenger RNA from Paraphaeosphaeria sporulosa, 2480 nucleotides. Its product is annotated as HET-domain-containing protein. Lineage: Eukaryota; Fungi; Ascomycota; Dothideomycetes; Pleosporales; Didymosphaeriaceae. The transcript has 3 exons. Gene Ontology annotation, molecular function: ADP binding; protein binding. The annotation marks the transcript as partial. The record is from RefSeq and is a predicted model, not a curated record.
GUUUAAUUACAAGUGCUAACGCUCUGCCCUACUCGUGGACUUGUAGGGCAAGUUCUCUUUCGAACCGCCAUAGAGUUAUAGCACAAUAUCUGAAAUGGGUUGACAUAUGAAAAUGCGCUGUGCGUCAGGCUUCAACCAGAUCGAGCGACAUGAGAACCUCUUCCCCGGUCAGCCUGCGCCAUAAUGCAGCCUCGCGAGCUGCGCCUCUACAACCACCACUGCACCACCUUAACAUGAUCCGUCCUCUAAUACCUGCUUCGUUAUCGUCGACCCUGAAUACCUCACGCCGAUAUACUAGAUAAGCCGCACGAUUCCCGCCUUCCAUGCGACCCCACCCGACCCUCUGCCAUGGCCCUCAUACGCCUCUUGCAGCGCAAACCAGACGGCGAACUCGUCUUUCGCGAGCCCACUAGCGGCGAUGUCCCUGCCUACGUAAUAUUGUCUCAUACAUGGGGGGAAGAGGAGGUCAUCUUUCAAGACAUGGAAAUCAGCGCAGAUAGGAGCAAGACUAGGAGCAAGGCUGGGUGGAAGAAGAUACAGUUCUGCGCGGACCAGGCUGCAGCUGAUGGACUACAAUACUUCUGGAUAGACACCUGCUGCAUCGACAAGAGGAAUGCGGUCGAGCUUGGCGCUGCGAUCAACUCCAUGUUUCGGUGGUAUCAGAACGCUGCACGCUGCUACGUCUACCUUUCAGAUGUCUCCAAACCCAAGGGAUCAGAUGGAGAAAGAGCGUGGAAAGAGGCACUUAGGACAAGUCGGUGGUUUGCCCGGGGCUGGACGCUUCAAGAGCUCGUCGCACCGAGGGUGGUUAACUUUUUCAGCGUAGAGGGGCGGCGGCUCGGGGCCAAACUAUCGCUUACGACUGAGAUACACGAGAUCACAGGUAUCCCAGAGAAAGCCCUCCGAGGCGAUGCGCUGUCAAAUUUCAGCAUUAGAGAGCGGAGGUCCUGGGCCGAGCGUCGCAACACUACUGUUGAAGAGGAUGGAGCGUACUGUUUGAUCGGAAUCUUUGGUGUAUCUAUGGUGCCAAACUACGGGGAGGGCAGAGACCAUGCAUUCCGGCGGCUAGGAGAGGAGAUUCACAAGUUACACAAGGGUGUUAAUUUUGAGCUAUAUGCUGUCGGACUAAACCUUGCAUCGCUUCCUGAAGCUGCACAGUUCGUUGCUAGAGAGGAAGAACUCUCGAAGAUGCAUGAGCUGCUACACGGUCAUAGCAACCGAUCCGCAGUAGUCCUGUACGGGCUUGGAGGAAUCGGAAAGACUCAACUCGCAAUUCAGUACAUUAAAAGGCAUAAAGAGAAACACACAGCAAUAUUCUGGCUAAAUGCGAAUGAUGAAGACUCCCUCCAACUUUGUUUUCGCAGCAUUGCUCAGCAAGUCCUAAAGUACCAUCCGUCCACUAGAGUGCUAAGUGAAGUAGACUUAGAGGGAGACCUUGAUCGAGUGGUUAGUGCAGUGAAAGUCUGGCUCGAUCUCCCAGACAAUACACAUUGGCUGAUGAUCUAUGACAAUUACGACAAUCCCCGAACCUCCAAUGCUUCUGACCGCUCGACAGUGGAUAUACGUCGGUAUCUGCCAGAAAGUGACCAGGGCUCGAUCAUCAUUACAACGCGGUCGGCAAGGGUUACCCAAGGUCAGCGGCUCCACAUUCAGAAGUUGAUAAGGCUAGAGGAGGGACUCAAGAUCCUGUCAAAUUUGUCUAGAAGGGAGGGUGUUGAAAAUGAUUCUAAUGCAAAGGCGCUUGUCGUAAAGCUAGACGGCCUACCACUUGCUUUGUCUACGGCUGGGGCGUAUCUAGAGCACGUGACCAUCAGCUUCGCAGAGUAUCUUCGGCUAUACGAGGCGUCUUGGUUGAAACUCCAGAGGCCGAGUCCGAGUUUGAGCUGCUAUGAAGACCGAUCAUUGUACACAACAUGGCAGGUCACCCUAGAUCGGAUUCGAAAACAGAACGCAGCAUCAGCCCAGUUGCUCAAGCUGUGGGCGUAUUUUGACAAACAAGACGUGUGGUUUGGACUUCUUCAACAUGCAUGCUCCGCAGAUAAUAAGUGGAUACAGAAGCUUACUGAGGAUGAGUUAAGUUUCAACGAGGCAGUGCGACUGCUAUGCGAGUACGGUCUAGCUCAUCCAGAACCCUCACUUGGACAGCUCACUAGGUCUUCAGGGUAUGGAGUGCAUAGUUGUGUGCACUCAUGGAUAAUAUAUGUUUUGAACAGCGAGUGGGACGAUGGCCUGACACGGUUGGCUCUGACGUGCGUAGCAUCUGAAGUUCCUAGUACGGACGUAGAUCAGUGGUGGCUCCUUCAGCAGCGGCUGCUUCAACAUGCUGCAAGACUUGAACAUUGUAUCACAGAUGGUAAUGUGGGUGUUGGGGGAACAGAGUGGGCACUACACAAACUAGGCUUGCUCUACGCCAACCAAGGCAAGCUGGCCGAGGCGGAGGCCAUGUACAGUCGGGCGCUGCAAGGCAAGGAGGAGGCACU